AUGUGUUACAUCACGAACAGCGGUUAUGAGGAGGGGUGCAGGGAAACAAGCAAGACUUGUUGGCGACCGUAUAUUGUCGAUGAUGACAGGUGCCCCCGCCGCUGCACUCUGCUUACCGCCACCCCCCUCACUAACGGGUCACUGUCUUUUCUUGGGCCCGCUCUCUCACAGGCCGGUGUUUUCCAGGACACAGGAAACUUUAGCAUUUUCCCCGGUCAAGGCCAUUGGACUGCCAGAGAGGAGGUCAGAUUGCUGGACGCCAUUGAGCAGUAUGGGUACGGUAACUGGGAGGACAUUGCGCGCCAUAUCGAGACUCGCACUCCGGAUGAGGCAAGAAAUAAGUACAUCAGCAGUUACAUAGAUGGCGCUAUUGGGCGAGCCUCCUGGAAGCCAGCGUUAGAAAGAUUGCAGCUCCCCAUUGAGCACACAGUCCCUGACACAGGACCACUCUCGCCUACUCUAGGGUCUUCACUACCCUCCCAGCCACCCUCCACCGAGGAGAACACCAUACUUGGAUACAUGCCACACAGAGAUGAUUUUGAGAGGGAAUGGGAUAAUGAUGCAGAAACAACGAUAGCACCAUUAUUCAUUCACCCAGUUGAUGAUGAAGAUGUGGAUAUGGCUCUCAAACUUGCACAGGUUGAUAUGUACAUGCGCCGUCUUCGUGAAAGAUCGAGAAGAAAAAGGGUAGUUAGAGAUUUCCAGGUUGUUCCACAAUUCUUCAAGAAGGAAAGAGAAAAAGCCCAAGUUCCACCAAAAAAGAAAAGCAAAGAUGAUAAAGAGGCAGUAGGAGAAAAACUUAGAACAAUUAGCCAGUUUCAGACAGCAAGUGAACACAGUAAUCUUAUAAACUCCAUUGUCCGAGAGAGAGAGUUAAGAACAAGGAUAAGAGAGUUACUAAGAUAUCGUCGUAAUGGAAUUAGACAUGUGGAAGAAUGCCAUGAGUUUGAGGUAGCAAGGUCGCGAAGAGACAGGAAAAAAGAAAAUAAAAAGAAAGGUCCGAGUAUUCACAACUUUGCCUUUCAUGCAGGCCAGCCUGCCUCAGAUUCCGACUCAAAUGGACCUCACCGCAAGUCAAAGAUAUUAGAACAGCUGUACCCUAGUAUUUGUCACCCACACCACAGAUGUGCCAAGGCUUCAAAGGGGGGAAUCACUGUAUGA
Messenger RNA from Penaeus indicus, 1161 nucleotides. RefSeq names its product transcriptional adapter 2B-like. Gene Ontology annotation, biological process: regulation of transcription by RNA polymerase II; chromatin remodeling. Lineage: Eukaryota; Metazoa; Arthropoda; Malacostraca; Decapoda; Penaeidae. The transcript is spliced from 10 exons. The record is from RefSeq and is a predicted model, not a curated record. Gene Ontology annotation, molecular function: chromatin binding; transcription coactivator activity. Gene Ontology annotation, cellular component: SAGA-type complex; nucleus. Bases 1 to 1161 code for a protein of 386 amino acids.